Messenger RNA from Exophiala oligosperma, 2029 nucleotides. RefSeq lists its product as uncharacterized. The transcript is spliced from 17 exons. The coding region runs from base 212 to 1867 and encodes 551 amino acids. NCBI's taxonomy places the organism in Eukaryota, Fungi, Ascomycota, Eurotiomycetes, Chaetothyriales, Herpotrichiellaceae. Gene Ontology annotation, cellular component: membrane. Gene Ontology annotation, molecular function: amino acid transmembrane transporter activity. The record is from RefSeq and is a predicted model, not a curated record. Gene Ontology annotation, biological process: amino acid transmembrane transport.
CAUCGGCUCGUCUCCGAAAGUCAACAACCUUUCGAUUAUGGCCGUGAAGAAAUGCACCAGAUAAGGCUCAGUCAAUUAAGAUAUAUAGCAUGUGUAUCCUGUUGCUCUCCACUUCGGCCACACAGCCCGUGAGUGCACAUUGCUAGCCGAAUCUAUUCGUUGAGGUUGGACAAGCAUCCUCAAUACAACAAUAUCACCAACGAGAGCAAGAAUGACGGCAGACGAGCCCAGCCUCCCAUUGGAGAAGGAGCCAAGUAUGCUGGCUACCGUGGAGCCUGCCAAAGGCGCCGAACUGGGGACCGUGACUGAAGCUCCGACUCACAGUCUCAACAGGCAGCUGAAGCCGCGUCACAUGCAAAUGAUCGCAAUUGGCGGCGUCAUCGGAACUGGAUUGUUUUUGGGGACAGGAGGUAACUUGGCGAACGGCGGCCCGGCAGGACUUCUGAUCGCAUACUGCCUUAUGGCCUCGCUGUUAUUCUCUGUCAUGGUCGCUCUGGGUGAGAUGGUAUCCAAAUUUCCUAUUCCUGGGGGACAGUUCGCGCUGGCGGGCCGCUUUGUUGCGCCUGAGCUGGGAUUCGCUAUGGGCUGGCUUUAUUGGUAUAACUACAUUAUCGUCCUUCCUGCUGAAAUCUCAGCAGCCGCUGUUAUUAUCUCGUACUGGACACCGGCCAGUAAUCCAGAUUCGACUUGUACCACUGGAAUUUGCAACAAUGCCAUGUGGGUCGGGCUAAUGCUCAUCGUGGUGUGGGCAAUCAACUUCGCCGGAACUCGUGUUUUCGGUGAACUUGAAUUUUGGUUUGCUUCCAUCAAAGUGAUAACUAUAUUGGGGUUGAUCAUUGCUGGUAUCGUAAUCACUUCAGGCGGUGGCCCCGAUCAUACAUCCAUUGGGUUUCGAUAUUGGCAUGAGACUGGGGGCUUCGUUCAAUAUGCCGGCAUAGCCGGGGCAAAGGGACGUUUCUUGGGCUUCUUCAGCGUGCUAAUCAGCGCUGCUUUCGCUUUUAUUGGUACGGAGAUUACUGCCAUAGCUGCUGCAGAGACCGCGAAUCCGCGACGCUCAGUACCUCGCGCGAUUAAAGGUGUAUGGAUCCGUCUUUGCUUGUUCUAUAUUAUAAGCGCUUUCAUAAUUGGCCUGUUGGUAUCUCCUACUGACCCUUCACUAAACCUGUCCUCAACUGCGGCAAAGAGUCCAUUUGUCAUUGCAAUGAAGAAUGCUGGUAUCAGUGCGCUUCCCUCGGUGGUGAACGCUGCUCUUCUUACCAGUGCCUGGUCCGCUGGUGUUGCCGACCUGUUUGUGUCAUCUCGCGCACUGUACGGCCUAUAUUCCCGUGGUCAGGCUUUUAAAAUUCUGGGAAAGACUCGAGGGGAUGGCUUACCAUGGGUUGCUGUUCUCGUCGGAGUCGCAUUCUCGUUGCUCUCAUUCAUGGCAGCGAGUAAAGGUAAAGCUGGAACUGCAUUUGGCUACUUCGCGAACAUGACGGCGAUCUGCGGUAUCAUUUCAUGGUCUGGAAUCUUGUGGACAAGUAUCCGUUGGCACAAGGGCUUGAAAGCCAACGGAUUUGAUCGCGGGACUCUGCCUUACCGAGCACCACUCCAACCUUACCUGAGUUACUACGGUCUGACUGUGUGCGUACUUGUCCUCAUUUUUGGCGGCUUUGGAGCCUUCAUCCAUGAGUUUGACGUAUCCUCGUUCAUCACCACAUAUUUCCCGAUUCCAUUCUUCGCGGUACUGCUCUUCGGCUACAAGAUUGUCAAGAAGAGUAAGAUUGUCAAGUACGAAGAGUUUGACCUGGUCACUGGAUCAUCAGAUAAUAUGACCACAUCGCUCGAGCACGAGACACUAUGGAAAAAGAUCAAAGAUAGUGUCUAAACUAGUCUCACACAGAGACUGUCGCGAGAAAUAUGAGCACAAUGCGCAAAUGGGUUUGAUUAACUAGGGCCAUGCAGAAGUCAUCCAGUUACUUUUAGAACGCGCCAGGAACCGUGAAGAUAUUUACAUAGACCUUCGACGACAACCCGUAGAUAGAUGGAC